This is a messenger RNA of Pipistrellus nathusii (Nathusius's pipistrelle), 1770 nucleotides long. Lineage: Eukaryota; Metazoa; Chordata; Mammalia; Chiroptera; Vespertilionidae. The record is from the annotation of a GenBank genome assembly.
AUGAGGCCGCUGCCGGGCGCUCCCGGCGUGGCGGCGGCCGCCGCGCUGUGGCUGCUGCUGCUGCUGCUGCCCCGGGCCCGGGCGGACGAGCACGAGCACACGUAUCAAGAUAAAGAGGAAGUUGUUUUAUGGAUGAAUACUGUUGGGCCCUACCAUAAUCGACAAGAGACUUAUAAAUACUUUUCACUUCCAUUUUGUGUGGGGUCAAAAAGAAGUAUCAGUCAUUACCAUGAAACUCUGGGAGAAGCACUUCAAGGCGUUGAAUUGGAAUUUAGUGGUCUGGAUAUUAAAUUCAAAGAUGAUGUGAUGCCAGCCACUUACUGUGAAAUUGACUUAGAUAAAGAAAAGAGAGAUGCAUUUGUGUAUGCUAUCAAAAAUCACUACUGGUACCAAAUGUACAUAGAUGACUUACCAAUAUGGGGUAUUGUUGGUGAAGCAGAUGAAAAUGGAGAAGAUUACUAUCUUUGGACCUACAAAAAACUUGAAAUAGGGUUUAAUGGAAACCGAAUUGUUGAUGUUAAUCUAACUAGUGAAGGAAAAGUGAAACUGGUUCCCAAUACUAAAAUCCAGAUGUCAUAUUCAGUAAAAUGGAAAAAGUCAGAAGUAAAAUUUGAAGAUAGAUUUGACAAAUAUCUUGAUCCAUCUUUUUUUCAACACAGGAUUCAUUGGUUUUCAAUUUUCAACUCCUUCAUGAUGGUUAUCUUCUUGGUGGGCUUAGUUUCAAUGAUUUUAAUGAGAACUUUAAGAAAAGAUUAUGCUCGGUACAGUAAAGAAGAAGAAAUGGAUGAUAUGGAUAGAGACCUAGGAGAUGAAUAUGGAUGGAAGCAGGUGCAUGGUGAUGUAUUUAGACCAUCAAGUCACCCCCUGAUAUUUUCUUCUCUCAUUGGUUCUGGAUGUCAGAUAUUUGCUGUGUCUUUCAUUGUUAUUAUUGUUGCAAUGAUAGAAGAUUUAUAUACAGAGAGGGGAUCCAUGCUCAGUACAGCCAUAUUUGUCUAUGCUGCUACAUCUCCAGUGAAUGGUUAUUUUGGAGGAAGCUUAUAUGCUAGACAAGGAGGAAGGAGAUGGAUAAAACAGAUGUUUAUUGGGGCAUUCCUUAUCCCAGCUAUGGUGUGUGGUACUGCCUUCUUCAUCAAUUUUAUAGCCAUUUAUUACCAUGCUUCAAGAGCCAUUCCUUUUGGAACAAUGGUGGCUGUUUGUUGCAUCUGUUUUUUCGUUAUUCUUCCUCUAAAUCUUGUUGGUACAAUACUUGGCCGAAAUCUGUCAGGUCAGCCCAACUUUCCUUGUCGUGUCAAUGCUGUGCCUCGUCCCAUUCCGGAGAAAAAAUGGUUUAUGGAGCCUGCAGUUAUUGUUUGCUUGGGAGGAAUUUUACCUUUUGGCUCAAUCUUCAUUGAAAUGUAUUUCAUCUUCACCUCUUUCUGGGCAUACAAGAUCUACUAUGUCUACGGCUUCAUGAUGCUGGUGCUGGUCAUCCUGUGCAUUGUGACUGUCUGUGUGACCAUUGUGUGCACAUACUUCCUGCUGAACGCGGAGGACUAUAGGUGGCAAUGGACAAGUUUUCUGUCUGCUGCAUCAACUGCAAUCUAUGUUUACAUGUAUUCCUUUUACUACUAUUUUUUCAAAACAAAGAUGUAUGGCUUAUUUCAAACAUCAUUUUACUUUGGAUAUAUGGCGGUAUUCAGCACAGCCUUGGGGAUAAUGUGUGGAGCGAUUGGUUACAUGGGAACAAGUGCCUUUGUCCGAAAAAUCUAUACUAAUGUGAAAAUUGACUAG